AGGUCCUUUUUCUCUCAAAUAUCACUUCUAAGUUUCAGUUUUCUUUUUAAUUCUUUUAUAUAUAUCAAUUAUAAAUAGGCAUAGCCUAAGCUUGGGCCUGGGCGUUCCGCGAGAGAUUGAGAUAAGAUUAAACGCGGGUGCUGGUGCUGGUGCUGGUGCUGCUGCUCCUGCUCCCCUCUCCUCUCCUCUCAGGCUCAGGCUCACCGCUUCCCCCUUCCUCUUCCGCUUCUGCCGGUUUUUUUACAGUUACUUUCUUCGCUGUCCAAAUUUAAUUAUUUUGCCUAACCCUAACCCCCUCGCCUUUCCCUUCCCAAUUCCAAUUCACUUUUCAUCUCUCUCUUUCUCUUUCUGGGGAAAGAAAAGUCUUUUCUCCUUCGUUGUGGUGAAAGAAAAGUCUCCUCUCUUUCAUAUCACGAAUCGCGAUCACCCCACUUGUCGUUUACGCCCAUUAUUUGAUUCCAAGCAGGAAACCAUUUUUUUAAUAUUUCUUCUACAGCAUUUGCAUUUCACGCUCCCGCUGGUUUUGUUAUAUAAGUAGAUCGUACACUGGAGGGCCAGGAAUCAAGAAUGAGGAAGGAGAGAAGAAGAGAUAAGAAGAUGAAAGGAAGGAUUUCAAUGAUUGGGAGCUACGCCAUUGCUUCCUCCAUUAAAGACCAGCAUCAUCAACGCCCUUGCAUCACCUGCACUACCUUUAAUAUACUCGCUCCCAUCUACAAGCGUCUCAACCAACAGGAUCCCAGUUGCCGUGAGAGCGAUUACAGGACAUACUGGCUAGCCAGAAAUCAGAGGAUACUCGAUUGGCUCUUGUAUGAGAAAUCUUCCAUUAUCUGCCUUCAGGAAUUCUGGGUUGGAAACGAAGAACUUGUAAAUAUAUACGAAAACCGACUAGCCAAUGCCGGUUACCUCAGUUUCAAGCUUGCUCGGACCAAUAACCGUGGUGAUGGUUUGUUGACUGCGGUGAAUAAGGAUUAUUUUAAAGUGGUAAACUACCGAGAGCUGCUAUUUAACGAUUUUGGAGAUCGCGUUGCUCAGCUAUUGCAUGUUGAAUUAGCAGUUCCAUUCUCACAGUGCCGGAACAAUGAUAUCCGUCAGGAAAUUCUCAUUGUCAACACUCACUUGUUAUUUCCUCACGAUUCUAGUCUCUGUCUUGUCCGGUUGAAUCAAGUAUACAAAAUCCUACAAUAUGUUGAAUCUUAUCAGAAAGAAAACAAACUCAAUCCCAUGCCCAUCAUACUUUGCGGUGACUGGAACGGAAGCAAACGUGGGCAUGUGUACAAGUUUCUAAGGUCGCAGGGGUUUGUAUCCUCCUAUGACACAGCUCAUCAGUACACUGAUGCAGAUGCACGCAAGUGGGUGAGUCACCGGAAUCAUCGGGGAAACAUAUGUGGGGUUGACUUCAUUUGGCUUUUAAAUCCUAAUGGAUACAGAAAAUUGCUAAAAACUAGCUGGAGUGAAGCUGUUUUUGGCAUGUUCAAGUACCUACUUCGAAGAGCUUCACUUACAGAAGAUGAUGCAUUUGCCUUUCUGCAGGCGGACAAUGAUGGUGACUAUAUAACCUACUCAGGUUUCUGUGAGGCACUUCGACAGCUCAAUUUAACUGGGCAUCCCCAUGGGCUUAGCGUUGGAGAGAUAGAGGACUUGUGGGUACAAGCAGAUAUUGAUGGAAACGGCAUUCUCGAUUAUAAUGAAUUUCAGCAGAGAAUUUGGAAUUCUACGGGGAACGAGGAGAGGGAUGGAAGAAGCAACGAGGUGGGGAGUGGUGGGGAGUCAAAGGAAAAUCAGGAGCAAACGAUUGGUUUCAGUGUUGAAAAUGCGGUGCUGUUUCCUGCAGAAGUGGAGAAAGGAAGGUGGCCCGAGGACUACUCGCUUUCAGAUCAUGCACGACUCACUGUGGUGUUCGCACCCAUAAGAAUGCCCUGUUCACAGUUGAUAUCCUGACGCGGGCCUCGCCAUUUUUCCUUUGCCACCCUCAACAGCUUUGCGUUGUUGAAUCUCGCACCAGCACCAGCAGAUGAAAACUUGGCGUCACCAUUUUUGGGGAUGGGGAGCAUCCGCAUCCACAUCUACACACUACACUACAGUUGAAUAAGUAAGAAAAGGAUAGGAAAGAGCUGAUUAAGUGUACAGACAGUUACAGUUACAGUUACAGUUACAGUUGCAGUUAUAUGGGUUUUAGAAAUCGUGGCUUUUGUAAUUUUAGUGCCGUAUACAUAUAGGAGGCAGGAGCAACAUUUGUACAGUAAAUGAAUUCAUGGAAGUCCCGGAUGGAGGAGCAGAGCAUAGCAUACCAGUACCAUUACCAUUAUAUGGUUAUUACUGUAGAAAUAUAUGCAAAUGCAAAUGGAUGCUUAAAGGUGAUGUUUUUAAAGAGACAAACAGUUGGCAUUCCAAUCCCUUCCUUAAUGAACAAGGAAAUCAAAUAUCGUUUCCCCAGUCCCAGUACCAGUCCCAGAUUAAGCAUAAAGGUGCUCCGCCAGCACCGCUCUGUCUUUUACAUUCAAAUACAUUUGAUUUUCCUUGGGAA
This is a messenger RNA of Momordica charantia (bitter melon), 2524 nucleotides long. RefSeq names its product Calcium-binding endonuclease/exonuclease/phosphatase family. NCBI's taxonomy places the organism in Eukaryota, Viridiplantae, Streptophyta, Magnoliopsida, Cucurbitales, Cucurbitaceae. The record is from RefSeq and is a predicted model, not a curated record. Gene Ontology annotation, molecular function: calcium ion binding; 3'-5'-RNA exonuclease activity.